Molecule: messenger RNA, 2417 nt
Organism: Cryptomeria japonica (Japanese cedar)
Lineage: Eukaryota; Viridiplantae; Streptophyta; Pinopsida; Cupressales; Cupressaceae
Product: AP2/ERF and B3 domain-containing transcription factor RAV1
Exons: 2
Coding region: 832-2244 (470 amino acids)
Biological process (GO): regulation of DNA-templated transcription
Molecular function (GO): DNA-binding transcription factor activity; DNA binding
Source: RefSeq, a predicted model, not a curated record
GCACGAAGUCUAUAAUAUAACAACAUAAGUUCGACAGGUUUGCGUUCGAAACAAUGAGUGUCCAUCCCUCCUGGACUGUUUCCAGAUUAUGUCGCGAUUACCUCGGUAUCGCUCUCCGCAAAUGUGAAAAGAUUAAAAUGAGAAAGACCGCAGUGGAAACACAAAUAGGUUUCAACGAUUAUAUGUGGGGAUGUGCAAUUAUAUAUUCAGAUAUAACUCUUAAGUUAAUAUAAGUUCUAGUUAUUUAAACUUUUAUUCGAGGUUUGAGGUGCCAUUUACAUUAGACUAUAGUGCUUAUGUCAGGUAAGAACAGUCAAACGGUAAUGUAUGGCGGAAGCGUCCAUUUGGGUCCAAUUACUCUGCAAGCUCAUCUCAACAAACAGCCCUUGCAGUGGUAUUCGAAAGCUGUAAACAGUUUUGAACUUAUUGUAUUUGACAGCAUCUAAAGGAGGGAUUAAAAUAUGAUCCGAUGAAUAGAAAGCUAUUUUCGUUGUUUAUAAUCUAUUAAGAUGGAAGGUGUGAUUCUCGUGCAUGCGUUUCCUGAAUCAUGGGCUGACUGUUCUUGGGCAUUGACCCACCACACAGUCAUAAAAUAUAGGCAAUAUACUUCGCUUAAUCCACAGGGUGGGCGAGUUUCAUGCCUUGAAGAUGGGAGGAUAUAUAAUAAAAAGUCUUUCAUAGACUAUUCGUCUUCCCUGUUUCCCAAUACCAGGCACUAUAUUCACAGCUGAAUGAAGCCCUGCCUCCCUUUUAUAGCAAUCCAGUUUGAGUUUUGGCGAGCGACACAUGUACGCUUGUUGAGCGACACGUAAAACAAAUAGCCGAGAAAUUAUGUCACCAGACAUAUUAGCUGCUCCUACUGUGGAUUCGAUUCUCACGGGAUGGCAGGGAAAUGGGGGUUCAGGUCUGGACGUUGGGCUGAGCUUAGGCGGCUGUUUUACCAUUCUGGAGCGCGGGAUCUCACUUGAUUCCUCCUUACCUAGGCCAGAUCUACAAAACCAAAAGGGCGCCAGAGAGGAUUCGAUUUCCACAUUUUCUAUUACAAAUGGCAACCGAGAGAUUCCUUCCCCGGACCUGAAACACAGGGCCAAUGGAAUCUACGACCUAACGACGGACUCUGGUAACAGCAGCGAAAACCGGAGUGUUGUGGAUGAAGUGUGUAAGAAAACUGGGGCAUGGAAAAUGCCGACGUCCCAAUACAAAGGCGUUGUGCCGCAGCCCAACGGGAGGUGGGGGGCGCAGAUAUACGAGAAGCACCAGCGGGUAUGGUUGGGCACAUUCAACCGUGAAGAAGAAGCCGCCAGGGCCUACGAUAUUGCCGCCAUAAAGUUUCGAGGACGCACCGCCAUAGCAAACUUCGCCUCUGCGGAGACCACCGACACGGACGAGACCGUUUUCCUCUGCCGCCACUCAAAAUCUGAGAUCGUCGACAUGCUCAGAAAGCACACCUACAACGAAGAGCUUCUCCAGUCCAAGAAAAACAGCAAUGGAAAAUCCCAUAAAUCCUUCAAUCCCGACGGCUCCGAAAAGGCUGCAGGGGAGGAGCGGGCUAAAUACGCAAGAGAGCACCUGUUCGACAAGGCCGUGACCCCGAGCGAUGUGGGAAAACUGAAUCGGCUUGUGAUUCCGAAGCACCAUGCCCAGCGAUGCUUCCCUCUCGAUUUGGCCUCCCGUGAAAAGGGCCUUCUCUUAACAUUCGAGGAUACAGCAGGCAAAACGUGGAGGUUUAGGUACUCAUACUGGAACAGCAGCCAGAGUUAUGUGCUCACUAAGGGCUGGAGCGGCUACGUUAAGGCAACCCAACUUCAGGCAGGGGAUAUUGUGACCUUCGAACGUAGCACAGGUGGGUCAAGACAGUUGUUCGUCAGAUUCCGACCGAGGCCCUGCAAUGCCCUAACGAAGGCACGUAAACCCACUUCGCCCGUUUGCCUUUCCUUCGCCCAGCCGUUCAUUAGCCAGUGGGCGCCGGUGUUCAUCUCGUCCCUUGCAGAUCAGAGACCAUCUGUCAUCUCUGAGGCCACAUCUGAUAGUUUAAAUGCUUACAGAUCGUACCCAUCAAUCAAAUCAGCUCCAUAUUCCGGAAACCAUUUGAUGGUGGAGCUUUCGGACCUGCCAGAAGAAGAAUUGGCUUCUUCAUCGCCUCCUCCUCCUCGCAAUGUUAUGGUUUUUGGAGUAAACCUUAGCCGGUCCUCCUCUUACGUUAAUCUCCUCCAUUCGAGGAAGCGAAAGGCUGAAGACCAUUGAGGGAGCCAUUAGGGUUUUAUGUGCGGUGAAAUCACAGCCAUUAGCGGCUGUAAGAUUCUUUACCAUUACCUCUGUAUCAUUUAUUUUUGAAGGGAAUAAGGUAGUUCCAUAUUUUAGUUGUCUCAGCAGAAUUGUCUAUACUGAAUUUUCGGUUGUCCAUCUUCGAACUGUUU